UCGGUCAAGGAUAGGGAUUGCGAGUGGGGAGUAAUGCCACUUAUAGUACUUGUUUUUCCUACUUCGACUAGGGAAGUAAUUAUCAUGAUUUUAAAGGAGCUUGUUUUCCAAAACAUUUUACCAACCAAACGUAGGAAAAUUAGAAAACAUUUUUCUCCAUACCAAACACAUCCAUCUUGAGGUUUCUAUGUGAAUAAAAGUUCUAUCCCCAUAGUUUGCAUAUCCGUUUUAAAUGUUGGUUUCUCUCUCAGGAUCUUAUUGACGAAUACUGUUAUAAAAUGUGUCCUAAGGGUAAAAAAAAGUGUUGUCGAUCUUUACCUCUUGAUGUAUUUAGCGACCUUCCAGAGAAUUUAAUUGAUGCCAUUUUGAUGUGCUUGCCCUUUAAAGAUACUGUGAGGACAAGCGUCUUGUCAAAGAAAUGGAGGUAUAACUGGUGCAGACUUCCAGAGUUGACACUUGAUGAAACUGGUUGGACAACUAACAAGGAUAUAAUAUUUUGUACAAGUAAAAUUACCAAGAUUAUCUCCCACAUUGUGAGACUUCAUGCUGGACCAAUUACAAAGUUUAUCCUCUGUGUUCCCAGAAGCUGGCCUAAGAUUCAUGACUUGAUAAAUUUCCUCUCUCAAAAUGGCAUUCAACAUCUCGUUCUUAGACGUCUAUCCAGUGUUCACCAAUACAAAUUGCCUUCUUCAGUUUUCACAUGUUUGCAGUUGAGGCAUUUGGCUCUCGAAAGCUGUUUCAUACACCCUCCAACUGUCUUUAAGGGAUUUGAUUGUUUAACUGUGCUAGAAUUAAAUCAUGUCGAAAGUUCUGAUGAGUUUUUUCGAAAUCUGAUCUCCAAUUGCCUGUUGCUUGAGCCUUUGGUGUUAGAUCAACCAUAUUGUUUAAAUCUCGUUGAAAUUGAAUCUCCCACGCUGAGGUCAUUUGUUUACGCAGGACUUGUACAUGAAGUUCAUCUAAAAAAAGUCCCUCUUCUUGCAAAAGUUUCGGUUACGUUUUCAUGUUCACCCACAGGAGUACAUGCUCUUGCCAAGUUUUUUGAAUGUAUUCCUGCUCUCGAGCAUUUCCGCUGGUGCAGUAUGUUCCGGUUUUUCAAUAACAAAGCAGUUGAAGUACCAAGAAGGCUUUCCUUUGCUCUGAGCUGUCUUAAACAUCUUCACAUUAAUUUGGUGUACCUAGAUGAAUUGCCUGAGCUUCAAGGUGCUCUUUGCUUGAUAAGAAGCUCCCCUUAUUCACAAGAUAUUGAAAUUCAGGUGUAUCAACGUUUUCAGCCCGAUGAAUAUCCGAAAUUGCUUGAUCCAGUGACCAGGGAUUAUGUUGAUGAAAUUCCUGCAAGCUUCUCAGAUGUGACACUGAAUCACCUCAAGGCAGUUAAGCUUGAAGGUAUUGCUGGAACAAGGCCUGAAAUGCAGCUUAUCCAGCUUCUAUUAGCCAAGUCUCCAGCUCUGGUGAGAAUGAAAAUCGACCCCUACUAUGGAUUGGAAGAUAAAAAAUCUCUCAAAGUAGUUGCAGAGAUAACAAAUUUUCAGCGGGCGUCAUCUAAAGCAGAAGUUGUAGAUAAUGUAGAUUAGUGUCCCCAGUUACAAUCCUGCUUGACUUCAUUAGUCUUUAGGCAGGCUUGGUCUUUGGUUAAAAUGUUUUGAAGUUAACGGGCUAAAAAUUGAAACGAAUGUUGAUGCAGUACUAAAAAUCUGUGUUUUAUUUCGCUAUAAGAUAAUUAGUAGACUUUAUCAGUUUUGGAACACAAGUGAAUCUGGAUGGAUGUUCUGUCUAGUCUGUUUUGUGAUGCUAAGGGUUUUUUACAUUUCAAUGUUUGAUCUAUGAAAUGAGACUUAGUUGUUAGUUUCAAUGUUUAGUUGUGGUUUAGCUGAUGGUAUAGCUGUGGAGAUUUGUUACUAGCAUGAACUUAUUACUUGUCCAAUAGUUGUCACUGCUAUGUAACUUUCUUCACUAAUUAGUAUGCUAUAAAAUUAUUACUCAUACAAUCUCAUAUUUACUGAUAUUGGAGUUUAUUCUUUAUUUCAUGCCAAAAUGUAUUGUUCCAGUUGAUUGAUUUCAAAAUUGUUCCAUCUGUCUAUAUGUACCAGGAAGAACAUUGUUCCAUGCUUAUGUGCGUUUCUAAUACAUAUCCGAAACUGUUAGACCAUAGUGUAUUUGAGUCCAUGGAAGUCAGAGAAGUAAUACUUAAACCAGAAUUCUCGAUGUAUGCUACAGUCAAAACAUAGAUUUCUUUUUCUUAUGAUUGCCAGAGGAGGAGUAUUAAAUUUGAAAUGGCUAGUACAGAGUGAAGUUAGUUAAAUAGUUGUUACUUUAAUGUUAUUUCCCAGUCAAAGUUGGUCAGUUCUCAAUAUGUUGAUGCUUGAGAAAGCAAAAAAGAAUACAGAGUUUGGGUAGGAUAUUCAACGCCUAUUAAGAAGAAACAUGAAGACUCCUAAAGUUGAAACUUGAUCAAACACUUUAUGAUACAACAAAGGACUUGAGAUCACCUGCGAUUAAAUUUGCCUACAUUUUGAAUCACCUUAUGACUCAUCUUGCAGGACCAAUGACGAAGUUUACCCUUGAUAUUCCUGGUCUUGAAAGUUGGCCUGGCAUUCACAACAUCAUAUAUUUCCUCUCUAGGAAUGGCAUUCAACAUCUUGUUCUCAGACUUCCUGUAAGAGUUUCCUUUAUCAGUUUUCAGUUGUUUGGAGUUGAGGUAUUUGACUGUCGAAAUUUGUCCUAUACUUCCUUCACCAGUCUUUAAAGGGUUUUAUAGGUUGAUUAGCUUGAAUUAUGUGGCAUUGCAACUCCCUCCUAUUUUCUUAAAAGUUUGAUCUCUCAUUGCCCUUUGCUCGAGCAGUUGUUGCUGCAUAAUAUUUUAAGGGAUGCAUGUGUCAUUGAAAUUAAUGCUCCCAUGUUGAGAUCCUUUGACUUCACAAGAAGCAUGAGAUUUAUCUGUUUGAAAAACAUCCCUCUUCUGGCAAAACUCUCACCUAUGAAUACAAAUUAAUUUGUGGGGGUAAAAAGGUGUGACAUUGUCAACUUUUUUGCGUCUUAUUCUUCUCUUCAGCAUCUC
This is a messenger RNA of Lycium ferocissimum, 3055 nucleotides long. RefSeq names its product F-box/FBD/LRR-repeat protein At1g13570-like. Lineage: Eukaryota; Viridiplantae; Streptophyta; Magnoliopsida; Solanales; Solanaceae. The transcript is spliced from 4 exons. Gene Ontology annotation, molecular function: protein binding. Bases 279 to 1571 code for a protein of 430 amino acids. The record is from RefSeq and is a predicted model, not a curated record.